This is a messenger RNA of Pistacia vera, 1079 nucleotides long. RefSeq lists its product as uncharacterized. The transcript is spliced from 7 exons. Bases 68 to 982 code for a protein of 304 amino acids. NCBI's taxonomy places the organism in Eukaryota, Viridiplantae, Streptophyta, Magnoliopsida, Sapindales, Anacardiaceae. The record is from RefSeq and is a predicted model, not a curated record. Gene Ontology annotation, molecular function: protein binding.
AAGAAAGAAGAUAGACGACAGGAGGAGAGGGAAGAACAGGAGAAAAGGAAAAAGCCUGCAGUUCAACAUGGACUCGAACUUCUCCAAUCAGAGUGGCAUCUGUAGAGGAAGGGAUGCUCCACCUAGUCAUUACUUGUUCAAAAUCAAGUCUUUCUCGUUGCUAUCCAAAGCUCCUGUACUUAACUACACCUCUGACAUGUUUAAAGCGGGGGGCUACCAGUGGAAAUUGUCUCUCUACCCAAAUGGAGACAAGUCCAGAGACGGGGAAGAUCAUAUCUCUAUUUACUUGGCAUUGGCUGAAAUGAGUUCUCUCCCUUCAGGGUGGGAAAUCAAUGUGGUUUUCAAUUUUUUUAUACUCAAUCAGCUUCAGAACAAGUAUUUUACGGUCCAAGAUUGGAGAGAAGGGCGUUACCAUGCAAUGAAGACUGAAUGGGGCAUCACCAAAUUCAUAGACCUGAAAACGUUUCAUAAUCCUCUAAAUGGAUAUCUUAUUGAUGACACUUGUGUGUUUGGUGCGGAGGUUUUUGUUGCCAAAAGUACUUUUAAAGGGGAGUGCUUAUCAAUGACGAAGCAACCUGCUAGUUGUCACUACUAUAUUUGGAGACUUUAUAAUUUUUCGUCAUUACUUGAUCAACGUUACAAUUCUGAACCAUUUGGAGACUACAACUGGAAUAUUAUUCUCUAUCCUAAAGGAAAUGGAGAAGCCAGGGGCAGCAACAUUUCAAUUUAUCUAUCUUACGCUCAGUCAAGUGUUCCUUUAAAUACCAAAUUGUUCGUGAAACUCAUUCUUCGUGUCAAAAAUGCAGGUGGAGAGGACUUGUCACAUCAAACUGAACUCUUGUUAUCUCCCUCUGUUCCUGACUGGGGUUUUCCGACAUUGUCGUUGGCUAAGUUGAAGGAUACGAAACAGGGCUACUUGAUGUGUGACACUCUCAUCAUUGAAGCAGAAGUUACAUUACUUGGUCUCAUAAAACAGUCUUAAUACUUUUGUUAAACAUGUUGCAAGCUUUCAGGAACAUUUGCUAUAUGUAUCGCUACGAUGACUACUGGUAAUUAAACCCAUACAUUGUUCUCUGAUA